CAUGCCAAAUCUUUUCAGUCUCCUGAACUGUCUUGGUGUGUUUGGCAGUGGGCGCUGAAUGUAAGCAUGUAAUAACAGCGGUCUGCAGGUAGAUCCUUUUUUUGUGAACAAAAUGUGCAAUUCACACUCUGACCUGUGAAUAGCAGCAAUACCCAACAAAGCGUCUAGUAUACCGGAAGACCACACGAAGAAGAAGAGCUCAUAAACAGGAGCCAUUUUAACAUCUUUCUCAGACGGCGCCAAACUACACAGAGAUAAUCCAAGAUGUCUGACGAGGGGAAGCUUUUUGUUGGAGGAUUGUGUUUUGACACCGAUGAAACUUCACUGGAAGAGGCGUUUUCAAAAUAUGGAAACAUUGCUAAAGUCGACGUUGUCAGAGAUCGUGAGACGCAGAGAUCCAGGGGUUUCGGCUUUGUGACUUUUGAAAACCCAGAAGAUGCCAAAGACGCAAUGGCUGCAAUGAAUGGCAAGUCGGUCGAUGGCAGGAUGAUUCGUGUGGAUGAAGCUGGCAAAUCAGGAGGAAGAUCUGACCGUGGGGGUGGCUUCAGGGGCGGUUCUGGUGGUUUCAGGGGCGGUUCUGGUGGCUUCAGAGGAGGCAGAGGAAGAGGUGGUGGAGGUUAUGGUGGGGGAGAAAGAAGUUAUGGCGGGGAUCGCAGCUAUGGCGGAGAUCGCAGCUAUGGCGGGGAUCGCAGCUAUGGGGGUGGUGGGGACCGCAGCUAUGGGGGUGGCUACAGGAGUGGUGGUGGUGGAGGAGGAUACUCCUCUGGGGGUGGCAGCGGAGGUUACAGAGAGGCCAGGAGUGAAGGUGGUUAUGGUGGCCGCUCUGGGGGAUCCUACCGAGACAGCUAUGACAGCUAUGCUACACACGAGUAAAAACAAAAACAAACUUCCUGAUUGCAAGAUCGUCCCAUCGCUGGCUGUUUUUUUAAAGAUGCGCUCUUCGAAGACUUUUUUUUUUCUGUUUGUGGUAUCUGGUUCUAGUGUUUUCUUUAACAAAUCAGCAUCUUUAGUCCUUUUUUAUCGUGUUGAAAGUAUUCUUCAGGAUCUCUGUCCUCAUGGCAGUAACUGAAAUCCUGUAGCAUUUAAUUACUGUAAGCCUUGAUGCUCAGUAAGGGUCUGAGUACCUUAAGCUCAAUAUGCCCUCCUGUUGCAGGGAGAAUGCACUGGGAGAAAAUCAAAUUUGAUAAUUUUAUAAAAAUGCCUUUGUUUGCAAUUAAACCUGUUUCUACUGUUGAAUCGUAACCUGUUCAACACAGCCUGAUAGCUUCUAAGACAAAUUCAAUCUUGACGAUGUUCCUGCUCAAUCGAAAGACUCAAAUAUCAGUAGCGACAUGUUUCCAUUUAAUCUCAUUUUUAACUGGAGUUGUAGUGAAUUCUGGUCUUUAAAAAAUGAAAUCUAUGAAAUUUACACUAGAAGCUGGAAAAGCUGUGAUUGUUCUCUAAAGACAUGUUGCUCCUUCAGUUCUGUAAUGCAUUCCUUUAGUGUAGCAAGGUAGGAAUGCUAAGUGGGAGCACUAGUUUCCAGCAGACCACCUUGAUAUUGCUAAAGAUUUGUCAAUACUCGGUAUCCAAAGAGUGAAUUACUUUGACUGGUGAACCUACUUCAGCUCUUUGGGCUGUAUUCUAGGUGUUAGUUGCAGCCUUCUGCAGUUGGCCUAAGGUACUUUGCUCUUUGCAAACAUGUGCAUAAUAUGCUGAUGGACUGAACGUUCACUCUCAAUGUUACUUCAAGGAUAUGUGCUCUCUGUUCUGUUAACCAACACCUAAGAUUUUUUUGUAUAUCCUGGCUUCAUGAAGCCUAUUAAACAACCCCGUUGAAAAUG
Molecule: messenger RNA, 1823 nt
Organism: Oncorhynchus keta (chum salmon)
Lineage: Eukaryota; Metazoa; Chordata; Actinopteri; Salmoniformes; Salmonidae
Product: cold-inducible RNA-binding protein B-like
Exons: 7
Coding region: 265-873 (202 amino acids)
Biological process (GO): positive regulation of mRNA splicing, via spliceosome
Cellular component (GO): spliceosomal complex
Molecular function (GO): RNA binding
Source: RefSeq, a predicted model, not a curated record